Molecule: messenger RNA, 198 nt
Organism: Delphinapterus leucas (beluga whale)
Lineage: Eukaryota; Metazoa; Chordata; Mammalia; Artiodactyla; Monodontidae
Source: RefSeq, a predicted model, not a curated record
AUGGCCAAGAACAAACUAAGAGGGCAGAAGUCCAGGAAUGUAUUCCAUAGAGCCAGCCAAAAAACUUUAAGGUUAAAAAAUACAGCAAAACCGGUUACCACUGAUCUUAAGAAGAUAAACACUCGGACUCCUCAGCAGUGUCAUAAAAAUGAACCAGUUAAUGGUGAGGAAGCAACAAUAUUAAUGGCUCAGCUGUAA